GGUAAUGACGUCUGGGGAUAUGAGCGGGGAGUGGAGGCUGCCUCAUAGGCCCCACCUGCCAUCUUGCCUUCGUUGCAGGAACCCUCUGGAAAGAAGGGCCGGGUGUGCGGGCUCCCUGCCCGAGGGGAGGCCAGAAUGAUGUCUUGUCUCACGUGCCAGGCUGUCCCUGAGGGGUCCCUGGAUCCCUUCCCCGGUCCUCCCUCUGCCUCCCAUGCCCGUCUCUGUGUCCCUUAGACGAUCUUGUGGAGAAGAUGCCGUGCUCAGGGAACUCCUCCCGCGUCUGUGAGUGCCGCACUGGCACGUUCUGUGCCACAUCAGCCACCAACUCCUGUGCCCGCUGCAUCCCCCACACCGUCUGCCCGAAAGGGAUGAUUGUCAAGGUCCAGGGCACAGCACAGAUGGAUACUGUGUGUGAGCGGCCUUCCCCGGUGACCAGCCCUGACCUCGGCACGGGCCCAGAAGACUGCCAGGCGCCCACCAGCGACACCAGCGCCCAGGCCGGGCCCCUGGUGACCUCCUCAGUGAGCUCCGGUGCCGGGACCACGCUCCUUGGAGGGGGCACUGCCAUCACCCCCGAAGAUGAUUCCAAAAUGACGGGGGCCCCCGGCUCUCCCUCCUCUGUGAGGAAGCCCAGUCCAGAUCCAGGUAAUUUCUCGAGAAGCUUUGGGUUGUUUCCCAGGGCAACGGCGUCUCACUGGCAGGCGACCUGUGUGUGGCCUUCCCCUGGGCAGGUGGGUCUCUCCUGGUCCAGGGAGAAGAGGGUCUCUAGGUCCCUUGGGGCUGCAGGCUUCGAGGGCCAGAGGGGAUAAAGGAAGAAGUCAUUCAUUUGACAGCUUAGUGCCUGCUGUGUGCCAGACACCGAGGCCCUGGCAAAGGAGCAGGUGUGGAUAUGACGCCCUCCUGGUUCCUGUGGUGACGGAUUGGGGUCCUCAGUUCCCUCCUGUUUAUCGCUGACCAGCCUUCUGUUGUAUGGGUGUAUACACCGUGUAUAUCCAGUAGUGUUUGGGUUUGGGUUGUUUCCGCUUUUGGCUACAGUUAACAGUGAUAAACAAGUCUUUGUUUUCAUAUCUCUAGGGUUUGUUCAGUUUUAAUUGAAAAAAUUUUUUAAGUGCAUUAAUUUAUUUUGAGAGAGAGCACGGGGGAGGGGCACAG
Molecule: messenger RNA, 1152 nt
Organism: Herpailurus yagouaroundi (jaguarundi)
Lineage: Eukaryota; Metazoa; Chordata; Mammalia; Carnivora; Felidae
Product: tumor necrosis factor receptor superfamily member 8-like
Exons: 3
Coding region: 252-809 (185 amino acids)
Molecular function (GO): protein binding
Source: RefSeq, a predicted model, not a curated record